ACCGGACUUCUCACCUGCCUCUCCUUCCCACUGUAUCAGCUUUCUUCCACCCCCCAACCAAAUGGAAUGAACCCCUAAUAAAAUCUCUAUAGAGCAUCCGACCAGAAUUCCGAGGGUUUCGCAAAUCCCUACUUGUUUCGAAGUCUUUCCGUCGGAUUUGAUCCCAAUCAAGGGUUAGGGAUUUCGUCCUUCUUCUUCCAUUUGGUUUUCUACCGAAAAGAAAGAAAAGCGUGAAUUCGACUUGAUUCCACUUAAAUUUAGGGGACAAAGAUCCUUUUUAUCCGUUCUGGUCAGUGAAAGAGAGGAGGCGGCGAGAACCGUGGCCACUGAAUGGGCCACCGGGCCGCCCUCUGAGCGCCACCAUCCGCGGCGGCGGAAGCGACGGCGAGAUGCCCUACGAGCAGGAGCAGGAGCAGGAGCAGGAGGUCCACCACAAUCGUGGAGAUGAUGGAUUGGCGGUGCCUCCCCGAUGUCUUAAUUGUGGUAUUAGUGCAAAGUUUACAUCACAUAUGCGCCGUGGCCCCGAGGGACGAAGAACUCUGUGCAAUGCAUGUGGCAUUGCUUGGAAAAAGAAUUGCACAAACAGGGAAAACAGAGAAAAGUUCUCGACUAUGAUGCUCCUAGUGAAGACAUAGCAAAUUCGAAAAUGGUGCCAGAAGUUGAUAUGGAAUUUGAAAAUGAAGAUAAGGCAUAUGAAUUUUACAAUAGGUAUGCUGGGAUGAUAGGUUUCAGCGUACGAAAAGGUUGGUUAGAUAAAUCAUCUGAAAAUGUUACCAGAUCAAGAACAUUGGUUUGUUCAAGAGAAGGUUUCCGCAAGGACAAAAAGGGAGCAAGGGAAGUGAAGAGACCAAGGCCAGAGACUAGAAUUGGUUGCCCUGCACGUAUGACCAUUAAACUUAUGCCUAGUGGUAAAUAUCGUGUCACCGAAUUUGUACCUGACCAUAACCAUCAGCCAGCUCCCCCUUCGGCAAUGCACAUGCUAAGGUCUCAGAGGAUAACAACUGAAGUUCAAGCUGCUGAAGCAGAUUUGUCAGAUGAUUCAGGAACGACACCAAAGUCCACUAAUGAGCCUGCAAGAAGACAAGUUGGAGGUCUUCGAAAUGUUCAAUUUCUCCCUGCAGAUUAUAAGAUAGGUCUUCGAUCAAAACGUAUGAAGGCUAUGCGAACGGGAGAUGCGGAAUCCGUGUUAAAAUACCUACAAAGUAUGCAGCUUAAUGACCGAUCAUUUUUUUAUGCCCUACAAGUUGAUGAGGAUGAUAAAUUGACCAACAUUUUCUGGGCUGAUUCAAAGUCUGUAAUGGAUUUCAACUACUUUGGUGAUGUAGUUUGUUUGGACACAACUUACAAAGCAAACGGAUAUGGUAGGCCGUUUGCACCAUUCCUUGGUGUGAAUCACCAUAAGCAGAUUGUUAUAUUUGGCGCAGCAUUGCUAUAUGAUGAAACCACAGAAUCUUUCAAGUGGUUGCUUGAGACUUUCAAGCUUGCAAUGCAUGGAAAACAACCAAAGACAAUUCUGACAGACAAUUCUGUGGCAAUAAGUAAUGCUAUUGCUGAGGUGUGGCGAGGCACAAGUCACCGUCUUUGCGUGUGGCAAGUCUAUCAAAAUGCUGUUAAGCACCUAAAUCAUGCCUUUCAAGCUUCAAAAAUUUUUGCAAAGGAUUUCAACAGAUGUAUUUAUGAUUGUGAAGAUGAGGAAGAGUUUGUAGCAGCAUGGAGAACACUGUUAGAGAAAUAUGAUCUUAGGAACAAUGAGUGGUUGGCAAAGCUUUUUGAAGAAAGGGAGAAGUGGGCUUUGGUAUAUGGCAGGCAAAUAUUUUGUGGUGAUAUGAAAAGCACUCUACAGAAUGCUAACAUAAAUAGUAUCCUAAAGAAAUAUUUAAGUCCACAAUUAGAUCUCUUGUCGUUUUUUAAACAGUAUGAAAGAGUGGUGGAUGAACAUAGGUAUGCAGAAUUACAAGCUGAUUUUCAUGCAAGCCAAAGUUUCCCAAGAAUUCCUCCUUCAAAGAUGUUGAGGCAAGCUGCUAAUUUGUAUACUCCUACAAUGUUUGAAAUGUUUCGGAAGGAGUUUGAGAUAUUCAUGGAUUGUAUGCUAUACAAUUGUGGCGAGGUUGGAACAAUAUCGGAGUUUAAAAUAACUGUGGGUGAGAAAUCUAAAGAACACUUUGUUAGAUUAGACUCAUCUGAUUGUUCAGUUGCUUGUAGUUGUAAAAAGUUUGAGUUUGUAGGGGUUCAAUGUGGUCAUGUAUUAAAAGUGCUUGAUGUUCGAAACAUUAAAGAGCUACCAGAACGUUAUUUCUUGAAGAGAUGGAGGAGAGAUGCUAAGACAGGGACAGAAAAGGACACUCAAGUUGCAAGUGAUGGCGAACCAGGGUCUUCUACAAUGACCUCAUUGCACCCUCCUUUAUCUUCAUAUGCUCAUCACCAAGGAUUUCAUGGCAUGACACAAUUUAAUCAGUUAUCUCCAGUUUCUGAUUUACAUCAACAACCAUUAAGUGGAAGCACUCAGUUAGGUCAGGGUUACUCAACCCUGGACAUGCAAUCCCAGCAAUUCUUUGGUAGUUCUCAGUCGAACCACUAGAGGAUCAACCAUGGUCAUUGAGGCAUCAUCAAUCUUGACAGUGGAUCAAUUGUUAUGCAUGGUAUACUAGUCUUCAUCUAUUUUAUAAACAAGCAUGACCAAAAACAAAAGAACAAUUUGGUUCGCAGUUCUUUCAGCCAUGAUAGUUGCUGAUCUCAAUAUAAUGAAAAUAUCAGUUUGUACUUUCCCAUUGGCUGAUAGUAUGCUUUGAUUUCAUGUUUUGUGCUUCUCCUAGUACAGGCAGAUUGAUCUUAUAAUUCUUGUUUUUCAAUGGCAUAAAGCAGUGACAAUUUAGUCAUAUGAGGGAGUUUUCGUAUGUCUAACAUCAACACGCUAAGCAGCUUACCAUACGGUAGAAUGCCAGAAGUUGGAUUCUCAAAGGUAAAUGCAGCCUGGAGCAUGAUAGGCGGGCAAAGUGUUGUGAGACUGGUUUGCUAUCUCACGCCUAUGUCCAUCCUGAAUGGUUUGUUGUAUGUUUGGCAAGCUCCAUGGCAUACAGUUCGAUCAUGUAUUAAGCACCAAUACAACUCUGUUGUAAUUUAUGAUCCAAAAAGCUGUUCUCAAGGUGUAGUUAAUUGUUAUAUUGCAUGAUCAUGGCAUAUGUUAAUGAGCCUCGCCAAGAUUGCCUGCCCAUAAGGAAAAGACCCAGUUGAGGACAAUGGCAUAAUAGCAAAGAAUUAUCUUUGUAUAGGAAUUUGAACACAUAAUUCAUUGGAGAGCAUGUUCUCCAGAUUUUCUCA
Messenger RNA from Phoenix dactylifera (date palm), 3318 nucleotides. The record is from RefSeq and is a predicted model, not a curated record. NCBI's taxonomy places the organism in Eukaryota, Viridiplantae, Streptophyta, Magnoliopsida, Arecales, Arecaceae.